This is a messenger RNA of Hibiscus syriacus, 885 nucleotides long. RefSeq lists its product as uncharacterized. The coding region runs from base 1 to 885 and encodes 294 amino acids. The transcript has 2 exons. The record is from RefSeq and is a predicted model, not a curated record. Lineage: Eukaryota; Viridiplantae; Streptophyta; Magnoliopsida; Malvales; Malvaceae.
AUGGAAUCUCAAAGGGGGGAAAAACCACCGACAUCUAGAAAGGUUAAGUCUUUAGUAACUAAAAGGACAUGGACUAAAGAGGAGGAUGCUGCACUUGUUGAAUGUUUACACAUUUUGGCUGAAGACCCACAUUGGAAAGCUGAUAAUGGAACAUUUAGAUCAGGUUAUCUAUCUAAUCUUGAAAAGAUGUUAGAAAUCAAGCUUCCAACAUCACAAAUUAGGGCCCAUCCUCAUAUUGAAUCUAGAGUGAAGCUACUCAAAAGACAAUACAAUGCUUUAUCUGAAAUGUUGAAUAUUGGAAGUGGAUUCGGUUGGAAUGAAGAAGAAAAAUGUUUAACUGCACCAAAGGAUGUGUUUGAUGAUUGGGUUAGAAGUCAUCCAACUGUUGCUGGAUUGAGAAACAAGUCAUUUCCAUUCUUUGAUGACUUUGUUCAUAUAUUUGGAAAAGAAAGAGCUACAGGAAUAGCAGCAGAGACAGCAUCUGAUGCAAUGGAACAUAUUGAUGUUGAAGACAAUGCAUUUAUAGAUGCAUUACUUGAAGAAGAGGGAGUAAGAGAUUCUGAAUCAAGAGAGGAUGUUGGUGCUUCAACUUGCCAAACAUCUGAUGCUACUGCCUCUACCCCUACAAAGAAAAAAGUAGCUAGCAAGAAAAGGUCUCGAAGUGAUGAUGGGUUAACUGAGCUUGUACAGGAGAUAAGUAAGUUCGGUGCUGCAUACCGAGAAACUGCCAAAGAAAUUAAGGAUAUUAUUGCUUUAUUGAAAAAGGAGGCAGAAGGAAAUGAUCGAAGAAUGUCGAUUUUCAAUGAAAUCAUGAAAUUGAAGGACUGUCCACUGAUGAAAUGCUUACUGCAGGAGAGUAUAUUAGCAAAGAUGCGCACAAGGUAG